Molecule: messenger RNA, 1802 nt
Organism: Labrus bergylta (ballan wrasse)
Lineage: Eukaryota; Metazoa; Chordata; Actinopteri; Labriformes; Labridae
Gene: wasf3b
Product: WASP family member 3b
Biological process (GO): positive regulation of Arp2/3 complex-mediated actin nucleation; actin cytoskeleton organization
Cellular component (GO): cytoskeleton
Molecular function (GO): Arp2/3 complex binding; protein kinase A regulatory subunit binding; actin binding
Source: RefSeq, a predicted model, not a curated record
GGCAGGGGGACACAGGAUGGACGAGCUAAUAGGAGUACCUAACGGGACAUGCGGACGCGCUGAUUUCUUCUAAUAUUUCAAUUACUGUUUGUGUCGGUGUGACCCCUCGCCAUGCCGCUGGUGAAGAGGAACAUCGAGCCGCGCUACCUCUGCCGAGGGGAGCUCCCAGACGGCAUCGGCAGCGAGCUGGAGUGCGUGAUGAACAACACGCUCUCCGCUAUCAUACGUCAGCUCAGCAGCCUGAGUAAACAUGCAGAGGACAUAUUCGGAGAGCUGUUUAACGAGGCCAACACAUUUUAUCUGCGUGCCAACUCUCUCCAGGAUCGCAUCGACCGACUGGCCGUCAAGGUCACACAGCUCGACUCCACAGUGGAAGAAGUUUCCCUUCAAGACAUCAACAUGAGGAAAGCCUUCAAGAGCUCCACCACUCAGGACCAGCAGGUGGUAUCCAAGAGCAGUGUGCCCAAUCCCGUCAAAGAGAUGUACAACCUGAGUGACAAGCCUCCGCCGCUCAGCAUCCUCUCAACUUACAGGGAUGACUGCAAAGAUGCUCUUAAGUUCUACACUGAUCCCUCAUACUUCUUUGACCUGUGGAAGGAGAAGAUGCUUCAAGAUACAGAGGAUAAGAGGAAAGAGAAGAGGAAGCAGAAGGAGCAGAGGCGCUGUGUGGAUGGCACAUUACAGCGGGAGGUGAAGAAGGUCCGAAAGGCGAGGAACCGUCGCCAGGAGUGGAACAUGUUGGCUCUGGAUAAAGAGCUGAGGCCGGACCAUCGACACACCAUACACCGAGACAGAGGGGCUUCCUCUGAGGGCUCGAUGUCUCCAGAAAACAGGGGUCACGGUCCUGACCAGCAUCACUUCCCCAACUCCAUGAACCACGCCGGCCACGCCCACACCUACUCCGGCCCUCCGCCCAGCAUCCUGGCAGCCCAGAUGGCUGCAGGGCACGGCCCUCGUGGAGGAGGUGAGCAUGAUAACAGAGGAAGGACGAUGAUGGCUUAUCAAGGCGGAACAUUGGGGCGCACUCAUCACCACCAUCACCAAGUCCCAUUGCCUCCUCCACCCUCUGAGGCCAUGAACGGUGGUUCCAUGUCCCUUCCACCAAUGGAUUACAGUAUGGAUGGUUAUGCCAACACUGGUCCUCCUCCCCCUCCCCCGGCCCCUCUCAUCCCUUCUGCCCAAACUGCCUUCGCCUCACCCCCUGGAGGACCGAUGUCCCCAGGACAGAUGACCGGUGUUGGUGGCUACGCUCCACCGCCUCCACCUUUAUCUGGGGCCCAUGCAGCUCCACCUCCUCCUGGUCCUCCACCUCCUCCCCUUCCAGCUGGUGCCUCCCAUUUCAUGUCCCACAAGAUGUCUUCCGCUGCACCCGCUGAGACCACAGCGGUCAAUGAUGCCCGCAGUGACCUGCUGGCUGCCAUACGAAUGGGCAUCCAGCUGAAGAAGUUCAGGAGCAGCAGGAGCAGCAGGCUAAGAGGGAGCCAGUUGGAAACGACGUGGCCACCAUCCUGUCGCGACGCAUCGCCGUCGAGUACUCAGACUCCGAGGACGACUCGGAGCUGGAGGAGAACGACUGGUCGGAUUAAGAAGGAAAAACAAGAGAUAUCCGCUGACACACAAUCAGUCAAUCUCACACUCACUUGAAAGAAUGCCCACUGUAACACACACACACACACACGGGGUCGCCACCCACUGUUGCUGGAAAAAACACACACACACACACACACACACACACACACACACACACAUACACACCACACCUACACACAAUCACAUGCUGUAGGUUGAUAUAAGCUGAAUGG